Molecule: messenger RNA, 2561 nt
Organism: Uloborus diversus
Lineage: Eukaryota; Metazoa; Arthropoda; Arachnida; Araneae; Uloboridae
Product: 14-3-3 protein epsilon
Exons: 6
Coding region: 191-967 (258 amino acids)
Biological process (GO): signal transduction
Cellular component (GO): cytoplasm
Source: RefSeq, a predicted model, not a curated record
GUUAGCCGGUUCUAGUUUUGGAGGUGCGGCCAUCUUUGCGGCGGGAACUAGCGUUAGAAUUUUGUAGCGUGGGCUGGGCGGAGUCAGUGUUUUGAAAUUAGUUAUAGAGUUCUCUGUUAAAAGUCACUUGCCAACGGUCCUUAAUUUUCUGAAAUUUUAACUAAUAUACUCAUUCCUGAUCGCUUCUCUGAUGGCUGAUAGGGAAGAUAAUGUAUAUAAAGCCAAAUUGGCGGAACAAGCAGAGCGAUAUGACGAAAUGGUUGAAGCCAUGAAAAAGGUGGCUUCUUUGGACGUUGAAUUAACAGUAGAAGAAAGGAAUCUAUUAUCUGUGGCCUACAAAAAUGUUAUCGGAGCCAGAAGAGCAUCUUGGAGGAUUAUCAGCAGCAUUGAACAGAAAGAAGAAAAUAAAGGUGCUGAAGGAAAACUUGACAUGAUUCGUCAAUAUCGGAUACAGGUGGAAACUGAAUUGAAAGAAAUAUGUCAAGACAUACUUGAUGUGUUGGAUAAACAUCUUAUUCCCACUGCAUCUACAGGAGAAUCUAAAGUAUUCUAUUAUAAAAUGAAAGGUGACUAUCAUCGAUACUUGGCAGAAUUUGCAACCGGAAAUGACAGGAAGGAAGCCGCAGAAAACAGUUUAGUUGCUUAUAAGGCUGCCAGUGAUAUUGCGAUGACAGAAUUGCCCCCAACACAUCCAAUCAGGCUUGGUCUUGCCCUAAAUUUCUCAGUGUUUUAUUUUGAAAUUCUGAAUGCUCCUGACCGUGCAUGUCGCUUAGCGAAGGCUGCUUUUGAUGAUGCAAUUGCAGAGCUGGAUACGUUAAGUGAAGAAAGCUACAAAGACUCUACGCUAAUAAUGCAGCUCCUACGAGACAAUUUGACUCUCUGGACAUCAGAUAUGCAACUUGAUGGUGAAGGUGGUGAACAGAAAGAAGCAGCAGCUCAAGAAGUUGAAGAUCAGGAUGUUUCUUAAGAAUGACUGAUUUUUUUAUCGUCUCCAAUAACACUUGACAAGAACUUGUGAAAAGACUGUUUGUAUUGCAUUGGUUGCCCUGUAGAAAUUUCCUUUUGCUCAUCUUGUGAAUAUCCUGUUCAUUUUACUUAUAAUUGCUCCUUACUAGAAGCCUAGCUAUUAUCCAUUUUAUGAUUGCCUUUACACUUGAAAAUCUAUUAUAUAGCUCUCUGUGGUUUGGAGCCUGCAAAGGAAAACUUCUGCAAAUCACAUUUUUUAAUGUCUCAAGCAUUAUCACUAGAUCUUUUUAACAUAAAAUAACAAAAAAUUAAAAAUUAUGUUUUCACAGAUUUGCUCCAAACAUGUACCAGUUUGGUAACAGCAUGCGAGUAUUGUAUUCAAGUGUAGUUUAUAUAUGAAUCUCUAUAGAUUACUAUUUGAUUUUGUUCGAAGUGAUAGAUAAUUUUUUAAUAUCCUCGAGAUGAACAUAAAUAAAACAUAGAAUGCUACAUGUGCAUCUUAAGUUUUGGUAAAUAAAUUCAGCUUUUGGACCAAAACCAAUUUCAAUGCAUGCCGCAUUUUCCCUCCAUUCCAAAAAGGUAACACUAUUAUUAACUAUGAAUUUAUACAAAAAAAAAAGUCUUUCUUCCAAAAUUAGCUGGCAUUCCAUUUUUUCCCUGCUGUUUUUGAAUUGUGUCAUUCUUUGUAAGUUUUUUAAAUGUAGUCUUGUUAAGAACAUGAAAGGAUAAUGCAAUGAUGUGGUUUUCACACAGAUGGAUUAUAUUAUAGAUGUACCAAAUUAUUUCUUCUAUUAUUGUGAAGUGUUUUGAAUAUAUUUCUGGAUAUGACUGAGAAUGUACUUACUGAUACUCGGAGUUUCUACGUUGUCAUCAAGUUUUUAAAAUUGAUGAUUUCUUUUUCUCUCUAGAAGGGCAGUAAUUUGCAAUUUGGGGACUGAACACUUGUAAAUUAUGUUCCACUGCCAUCAUUGCAUCAUACUAUGCUUUGUGGUCAUAGUUCCAGCAUGUAAAAAUGUAUUUAUUUUUAAUCUGAGCUUUAUCUCUGUUUUUCUUUCAAACUUCUACUUUUCUAUGAAAUGCUAAUUUUUAUUAUGCCUUGCUUUACUAUGCCCCAUGUGCUCCUUUUAGACCUGUGUGGUCAUUUUAGGGCAAUUACAUUUGAUGGAUACCAUCAAUUUCUAUCAUUGAUGCACUGUAGUAUGUUUACGUAUGUGCUGUGUAUCUGUCUUAUUUAAAAACAAUAAUAAAAGCUGUUUCAGUAGUAAAGUUUUUUGUACAUUUGUGCAUUAUUUGAAUUUUAUCUUUAUAAAAAUAUUCUUAUUGGCUAUUUAAUUGCAAAUUGUUUUAAACAUUGUGACUGAUGUAAUGAAGAAAUAAACUGGAGACCCGAUGAAAAAUCUGUAUGAAUUUAUCUGUACUUAGUACACUAUCACUAAAAUACAGAAAAAUGUUGCUUGUGCAUAGUUGACUAUAUUAGCACAUUCAAGUUCUUUUAAAAGAAUUGAAAUUUGUUACCAACAAACAAAUAUCUUUUUCAGUAAUCUGUUUUAUUGCGCAAAAUGUAAAGAUUUGAAGAUUAAAAACUUCGUGAUGCA